AUGUCCGAGACUCCGAGCGGUGUCAUCGCUCAGCAGGGGCCCCGGCCGAUGGAGGAGGACGCCGACGCGGCCGCGACGGUCAAACGCGCGGCCGAUGAGGUCGUCGGCGACGACGAGCCAUCGGCCAAGAAGCCGAAGCAGGAGGACGGGCCCGAUCCCGCCAAGCCCGCGGGCGAGGGCGACGACGACGGCCUGGGCACCGACGACGACGACGACGACGAGCCCAAGGACGAUAUCAAACGAUUCGCCGCGCGCUUAAGGCCCGGGACGCUCAAGCACACCUGCUUCGUCCUACUGCAACGCGCGGGCCGCGACGGCAUGGAGACCAACGCCAUGCUCGAGACCGCUGAGAAGGAGGGGUUGUACGUGGGAAAGAACCGCAACGUGCUGACCACCACCCUGAGCCACGAGCCGUGGUUCGUGCACAACCCCGACGUCAAGUCCCACUGGUGCAUCCGGUCAUUCCUCGAGGGACCCGAGGCCACGGAGGCGUGCCUGGCCGCCAAACCAGGCAGCGAACCCGCGGGGCCCGGCAGAGCAAAGGGCUCGGGCAAGCCCAGGAAGACGCUCACCGCCGAGGAGAAGAUGGCGCAGGCGGCGGAGAAGGCCAAGAAGGCCACCGAGAAAGCCGCGCAGAGCGCCACUGCCACCGCCGCCAAGGUGCAGGCCAAGAUCGAGGCCAAGAUCCACGCGCAGCUCACCAAGGGCAACGACGACAGGCUCAAGAAAGCCGCCAAGCAACUCGCCGCGGAGACGGCCAACGUCGCCAAGCACCAGACCGCGCUCGAGGCUGCCGAGGCCAAGGCGGUCGCCGCGGGAGUCGCCAAGGAGGACCUGGAAAAGUGCGCCGAGGAGACCAACAAGAAGGGCGCCAAGGCUAAGCCGGCAAAGGCGAUAGCGGCGGCUAAGGCCAACGCCGGAGCCGGGCCCGGCGGGCCGGGCAAGUCCGCGGCGGAGAUCCUGAAGGAACCCGGCGCGCCAUCCACCGAACUCCCCGAGCGCCUCACGAUCUACACCGGCGAUCAGGGCGACAGGCACAAGCUGAUGGCGUGGAAGAAGGAGGUGGACAAGUUCAAGGAGAAGAUUGAGCGCGAGCGCGACGCGUACGUUCAGAAGCGGCGCAAGCAACUUCGCGCAGAGAACGCCAAGGAGGGCGCGGCGACCGGCAAGCUCAUCGCGGACUACAUCAAGUGCUUCGAGAACCUCGAGAAGGCGAAGAUCAAUCACUUCAAGGCUGAGGAGAUCCUGCGGCACCUGAAGGAGAAGAGCGAGCUGCUCAAGGAGACGCUUCACAUGAAAGCUGAGCUCGCGAAGGAAAAGCUCGACGCUAAAAACGCCAAGGCCAUGGCCGAGCUCGAGGCGAAGCUCGCCAAGCUGGAGGGUAAGAAGAUGGACGAGGCCAAGGCUGCGAUCGAGAAGGAGAGGAUCAAAGAGAUGGCGAAGGCUGAGCGUGAGGCGCAGCGCAAGGCUGAAAAGGCGGAGCGAGAUCGAGUGAAGGAGGAGGAGAAAGUCGCUCGAGCCGCCGCGAGGGAGGCGGAGUUUGCCGCCCGGCGCAAGCAGAAAGAGGACGCCAAGAAGGCGAGGCAACGAGAGCUGAAGUACCCGAUCGACGACGAUACGCUCAGGACUGAGCUCCUCGCGGAGGCCGCGGAGAAGGGAAUCAAGCCCGAGGAACUCACGCCGCACCCGUACCGAGAGCUGCCCAAGCCAACUCCAAUCGCGGAUGGAGCGCUGGUGGCUGACGAGGCUGCCCUCGCCGACUUUUUCGAGGUUUUCGGCGAGACUUUGGGCGUGCCCGACACCCUCAAUACCGCAGAGGGUGUUCGUAAAGUCAUCGUCGGCUGCGGCAAGGAGCUCAUGGACCUCUACGGCUGCCUGCUGCGACCCACGCUCGAGGUCUCUGUCGUGGGCAAGAGCCGAAACGCGGCGAGGUGGAAGCGCGUUCUCUCUGAUGCCACGUGGCCGGAGGUUGUCCGGCAGGUGCUCAAGCGCAAGAAAUGUGGUAAGACCGGCGUGGAAGCCUUGGGUAAGCGCCCUUGGAACGACCUCUCCCCCGGCGAGCACACCCACGCGCUCCUUGCUCUCUCCGACCUCUGCCUCAAUAGCGUCGAGUACCAGAUCAAGCCCAUGAUCGACACGCGCAUGGCCGCCGCGCACAAGCUCAAGAGCCAGCGCAUCAACGACUACAUCGCCGACUGCCAGCGUCGCAAGGCGAUCGAGAACAAGGCCAAGGAGAAGCGCAAGGCGAUCCGCGCGAAGAAAGCCGCCGAGCGAAGGGCCGAGCGCGAAGCCAAGAAAGCCGCUCGGGAAGCCGCUCUCGCCGCGGGCCAGAAGGUGGAGGACGAGGAUGACGACGACGACGAUGACGACGACGACGAGAGCGAUGAGGAGGGCGACGGCAACAUUGACAUGGACGCCGACAUGGACGACGCCCCGGACGUCGAUGUCAAGGAAGAGGACGAACCCGAGCCCGAGCCCGCCGAGGAGGAGAAGACCAAGGCUAAGGCGGCGAAGAAGGCUGAGGUCAAGAAGGAGCCCAAGAAGGAGGUUAAGAAGGAACCGGAGGUUGAGCCCACCUUCGAGCUCCCCGCGCACCUCGUCGCGUACGACGGACAUCCCGACGACCGUAAGGCCCUCAUGGCGUGGCGCGCCGAGCACAACCGCGUGUCCCAGCAGCUCGAAAACGCCAGGCGCGAGUACGAGAAGAAGAAGCGGUCCGAGGCGAGGAAAAUCCUCGAGCGCGAGAAGAUGGAGCGCAUGCGCAAGGAGGAGGAGGAGGAGCAGAAACGGCUGGAGGCUGAGCGUUUAGAGAAGGCCAAGGAGAUGGAGGCGCGAAAGAAGGAGGAGAAGCGGAUGAAGGAGGACGCCGACGUCGCGGUGAGGGUCCGCCCGCUGGGGCAGGAUCGCGACCGCAACACCUACUGGUGGGGCAUCGGCGGGGUCAAAGCCGCGCUCUACGUCGAGGACAUCAACGGUAAGUGGUUCGUCUACACCACGCGCCAGGAGGUCAAGGACCUGAUGGACGCGCUCCACCACUGGGGCGUUCGCGAGCGCAAGCUCAAGCAGGAGCUCAAGCGCCGCAUCCACACCAUCAACGCGGAGUUCCGAAGGGAGGCCCGGGAACGCGAGGACGCCGCCGCGGACGCCGCGCGCCGCGCCGCGAGCGGUUACCCCAAGCGCGAGCCCCGCGCGCCCUCCGCCGCCGCCACGGGCGAGCAGGACGGCCUCGCCGCCGCGCGAAGGUUCAUGGAGGCUCUCUGCACGUACGCGGAGGCGGCGAUCGGCGCGAGGCGGGGGCCCAAAAAGUCUGCGGGGGAUCCGGCGGCGGCUGCUACCGAUGCCCAGUCCGACGCCGACGCGCAGCACUGGCGCGCGUUCAAGAGCAGGGCACGCGCCGCGGAGGCGCACCAGGACGUCGCGCAUCUGCUCCUCGAGCUGGAGGAUGCUCUCUACGCCAUGCAGAAGAUUGAGUUUAUGUCGGCGGAGGAGAUGGAAGCGAGAGCGGCGGCGAAGGAAGCCGGGGAGGACUACGAGAGCGAGGAGAGCGACGCGGACGACGACUUCGACGACGACGACGAGAACUUGUGGGAGGAGGAGAAUCAACCGUUCCACGAGUCGUACGAGGACAAGAUCAGGACCGGGAUGAUCUACCCCAUCUGGGACACGCACUUUGAGAGGAGGACGUGGCGGGAGGCGGUGUCCGAGAGGUCGCCCGCGACGGCUCUCGCGUUCCAGGCGGCGUGCCUGGAGGACUGCGCGGCCAUCUUCCUCAAGGCGGUGGCGCGUCAUCCUCGCUGA
Micromonas commoda is the source of this 3798-nucleotide messenger RNA. RefSeq names its product nucleosome positioning protein. The record is from RefSeq and is a predicted model, not a curated record. NCBI's taxonomy places the organism in Eukaryota, Viridiplantae, Chlorophyta, Mamiellophyceae, Mamiellales, Mamiellaceae. The transcript has a single exon. The coding region runs from base 1 to 3798 and encodes 1265 amino acids.